AUGGCCGGAACAGGGAAACGGCCCAUGCCGGAAGGUGCAUCGGCUCAAUCCUCGAAGAAGAGAAAGGGGGCGAGCAAAUGGCUUCACCAACAGCCCAACAAAGCCAUCAUCGAAAGCGGAGAUUGGGGUGUCUUCGUCACGUGUGACAAAGGUCGAGAGGGGAAAUGCAUCGCUGAGACACUUGAUCUCUUUUCCCAAUGGGUGGAAACUUCGGAAGAUGGCACCAAUGACGCGAACAACUCCGCCGACGAGGAAGAAGACGAGGAUAUCGAAGCCCAAAUCAGAAAGGAGGUGGAGGGUCUGAAGCCUGGUGCUACCAAGGGCCCUCAAUUUCGUGCUAUUCGGAUUGACAUGCCGUGUGUAACCUUUAUCCGGUUCGACAAGUCAAUAGCGCCGGAGAAGAUGGUGCAUGAUAUCUGCAUCGAUGCGUAUGAGAAUCCCGAACGCAAGCGAACUCGCUUUCUGCAACGAAUGACCCCGGUUCAUUCGAUUCGAAAGACUCUGAACGUGGAUCUGGAAGUUUUUGCAAAGGAUAUCCUCGCGCCUCACUUUCACUCGGGAGGUCCUCCAAGGAAGUUUGCCAUUCGGCCGUCAAUAAGAGCCAACUCCAAGUUUAAGCGAGAUGAUGUUAUCAAAACAGUGGCCAGGGUAGUCGGCCCUGGACAUAGUGUUGAUCUGAAAAAUUAUGAUCUUCUCAUUCUGGUUGAAGUUGCCCAGAACGUGAUUGGAAUGAGUGUUGUUGGAAGCGAUUACGACAAACUGAAAAGGUAUAACUUGGCGGAGCUCUAUAAACCGGCCACUGGGUCGAAGCCAUCUGAGCCGACUGAGUCAACGGAAUGA
Aspergillus terreus NIH2624 is the source of this 840-nucleotide messenger RNA. RefSeq names its product THUMP domain-containing protein. The coding region runs from base 1 to 840 and encodes 279 amino acids. The record is from RefSeq and is a predicted model, not a curated record. NCBI's taxonomy places the organism in Eukaryota, Fungi, Ascomycota, Eurotiomycetes, Eurotiales, Aspergillaceae. The transcript is spliced from 6 exons. Gene Ontology annotation, biological process: tRNA modification. Gene Ontology annotation, molecular function: RNA binding.